Molecule: messenger RNA, 1791 nt
Organism: Podospora bellae-mahoneyi
Lineage: Eukaryota; Fungi; Ascomycota; Sordariomycetes; Sordariales; Podosporaceae
Exons: 2
Coding region: 1-1206 (401 amino acids)
Molecular function (GO): oxidoreductase activity
Source: RefSeq, a predicted model, not a curated record
AUGAUGCAUGGAAAUGGAGCCUGGAAUGAUCGAGAACUACAUAAACCGAUUGUUCCUCCCGGGUUAGGCUUCAUUACUUGCAUUACAUCACUCCACCGUGACAAGAAGAAGCCCAACGACACAACAACAGCAACAUAUUCAACCAUGGCCACCAACCAAGUCACCCGCUGGGUCACCAACCAAGAUGGCAUCGAAAACCUCACCAAAGAAACAAUCCCUAUGCCCACCCCCGCCAAGGGUGAAGUGCUGGUGAAAAUCUCGGCUGUCUCGCUCAACUACCGCGACACCGAGGUCGUGAACGGGCUAUACAACUACUACGACAAACCCGGCACUCCCAAGAAACCCUUAGUUCCUGUGUCAGACAUGUGCGGGACUGUCGUCUCUGUCGGCGACGACAACAGCCCCUGGAAGGUAGGGGAUAGGGUUGUCUCGACGUUUUUGCAGUCCCAUCUCACUGGUCAGGUUUACCCUGAGCACUUGGCUACUGGGUUGGGGAAGCCGUUGGAUGGGUGCUUGCAAGGUUACAGGGUUUUUGAGAACGAGGGGCUGGUGAGGGCGCCGGAGUAUUUAACGGAUGAGGAGGCGAGUUGUCUGCCUAUUGCGGGGGUGACGGCUUGGAUGGCGAUUCAUGGGAUGGGGGUUAGGAAGGGGGAGGGAGAGACGGUUUUGCUGCAGGGGACCGGGGGGGUUAGUGUGGCGGGUUUGCAGAUUGCGAGGGCUGGGGGGAUGAAAACUAUCAUCACCUCGUCGUCUGAUGAGAAACUAGAAAAGGCCAAGGCUCUUGGGGCGGAUUACGUUAUCAACUAUCGGACGAGUCCAGACUGGGAAAAAGAGGUUAUGAAGAUCACGGGCGAUAAAGGGGUGGAUGUUAUUCUUGAGACGGGGGGUGCUGGGACGCUGUACAAGUCUCUUGACUGCGUUGCGUUUGGGGGAUUGAUCUCGUGCAUCGGGUAUGUGUCUGGGCGGGAGGAUAAGGCUGGUGAGGCAAGGGUUAAUUUGAAUCUUUUGGCGCUGCGGAGGACGGUCACGCUGAAGGGGAUCAUCAACGGUCCAAGGGAUAGGUUUGAGGAGAUGUGUCAGUUUUACGAGAAGCAUCAGAUCAGGCCGGUGGUGGACCGUGUGUUUGGGUUUGAGGAGGCCGCUGAGGCGAUGAAGUAUCUGGCCGGUGGGGCGCACUUUGGGAAGGUGGUUGUGAGGGUUGAGUAGCUAUAAAGCGUGGAACUGCAUACGCUUAUUAUUGCCUCUUCAAUAUUGUGGCUGAUAAGCUCUGAAUGGCGUCUUAUGAGACUUAAAAUUUGGCUAAGGUGGGUAAACGGGGCUUGCAGUUUUGGUCCGCGCACAACGCAAGGUUUUCUUUUGUCGAAUAUUUCCCACACUGUUUUCAUUGACGGACACUCUCCCUCUCAUAUCUUCCAUCCCGGCCCACGACACCGUUUGAUUUUCCCUGCACCAGCGCGUUAAUAUCCCCAUAAGCAACUUCUGGCUGCCUACUUCAUCCUCAACAAGAGGAAUAGGACGACCUUCCACAACCAGCUUGUCCUUCAUAAUGGCUCUUGCAAAACUCCCCACUGAGCUGCAGACCGUAUCUGCGAAAUCUUGAACGAGGAGCAUCGGGAUAGUUUGGUAUCCCUCUCGUUGACCAACCGACAUUUUCGGGCGGUUACCAAUACGUGUCCGCUCAGCAUUCUGACCUUGACCGUUACGACUGAAGGUUCGGAGAAACUGAUCCAAGAUUGCUCCCAGUUCCUAGGCCAGAAUGACGGCUUCCGUCAUUUCCAUGUCCUUGUGCUC